AUGGACCAAUUCGAUGUGGCUGUGGUUGGACUGGGAGUCCUUGGCAGCGCAGCUGCCUACUACGCCUCGCUAAAAGGCAAGAAAGUCAUCGCGUUCGAGCAGUUCGAAUUGGGGCACGUUCACGGGGCUUCGCACGAUACAUCGCGAAUCGUGAGAACCACCAAUUCCAUUCCAGAGUAUGUGAAACUCGCCAAAUCUGCCUAUAGGGACUGGGCAGAGUUGGAGCAGGCGGCCAGUCAAAGGUUGCUGACAAUAACUGGUGGUGUGGUAUUUCUCCCAAAGGACGGCGACAAUCCUUUCGAUAAUUUAACGGAAACUCUGGAUGCCGAAAAUGUUCCUUACGAGCUCCUCAGCUCGGAUGAAGCCAACCGACGAUGGCCGCAGUUCAACGUCCCCGACAAUGUGGAUACGGUCUACACAGCCGAUACUGGCAUCGCCCACGCUGCGAAAACAGUUUCCUCGCUACAACACUUAGCACGUUUUCAGGGAACAGUCAUCCAUGAGAACACCCGAGUGAAUCGCAUUAAUCCGGUUGCUUCCCACCAAGGAGUCACGAUUGAGACCGAAAGUACUGGAUUCGGCAGUGAUUCAUCCAAAAAAGUAUUCCAUGCUGCUAAAGUCAUUCUCACGACUGAUGCAUGGACAAAUAAACUGCUGGCACCACUUGGCACCCGCAUCCCUCUCUCCGUGAUGCAGGAGCAGGUGACCUACUUCAAGCCAACCGACAAGGAGGCAUUCCAAGCCGAUCGAUUUCCUGUCUGGAUAUGGUCUGGGAACCCUGGUUUCUAUGGAUUCCCCUGUUUCGGCGAACCGACAAUCAAGGCCGGCCGUGACACUUCUAACAACCUCAUGUCACCUGAACAACGUACAUACCUUCCAUCUCCAAAGUUGCUCGAGCAACUUUCUUCUUUUAUGGGAGGGAUGUUUCCUGAUAAAGGCCGGCAACAAGUUCGCACGGUUACUUGUCAGUACACUAUUACGCCUGAUCGACAGUUUAUAAUCAGUCCUUUACACGAUCAUCCCAACAUCAUUUUAGGCUUGGGAGCAGCUCACGCUUUUAAAUUUGCACCCACAUUUGGCCGAGUUCUGGCGGAGCUGGCGAUAGAUGGAAAGACUGAGGAGGACAUUUCGUUGUUUGGAAUCCCUAGAACUGUAACAGCAACAGGCAAAUUGUGA
Messenger RNA from Penicillium mononematosum, 1176 nucleotides. Its product is annotated as FAD dependent oxidoreductase. The transcript has a single exon. The coding region runs from base 1 to 1176 and encodes 391 amino acids. The record is from RefSeq and is a predicted model, not a curated record. Gene Ontology annotation, molecular function: flavin adenine dinucleotide binding; sarcosine oxidase activity. Lineage: Eukaryota; Fungi; Ascomycota; Eurotiomycetes; Eurotiales; Aspergillaceae.